Mercurialis annua (annual mercury) is the source of this 3249-nucleotide messenger RNA. RefSeq names its product probably inactive leucine-rich repeat receptor-like protein kinase IMK2. The transcript is spliced from 2 exons. Bases 340 to 2958 code for a protein of 872 amino acids. Gene Ontology annotation, biological process: protein phosphorylation. Gene Ontology annotation, molecular function: protein binding; ATP binding; protein kinase activity. NCBI's taxonomy places the organism in Eukaryota, Viridiplantae, Streptophyta, Magnoliopsida, Malpighiales, Euphorbiaceae. The record is from RefSeq and is a predicted model, not a curated record.
AAAGUUUAGCAAAAAAAUCUCUUGUAAAUUUAAAGAAUGAAAAAGCAUACACAGAGGCAAUCCCACGUGGCCAGUGAAAGUGGUGGCAAGAUUGCAAAAUAGAGUAAAAAAUUGCAAGUUAAGGGCCCCACCCCACAAAAGACAUAUGUCCGUUGGAGAAGAACGAAAAGACCUACCAUAAAAAUAUAGCCGUUGGGUCAAAAUGUCUGUUAAUGUCAAUGGAGAAAAAACUAACCUUUCUGCUUCAUCUCUGCAACGUUAUCCGGCUACAUAUUUGUAUGCAAGUAAAAAGUAGCCGUUACCCUUUCUGCUCCUAUACAGACUUUGUCCACUCUUCACAUGCUUCUGCAUCACUCACUUCCAUCUCUAAUCAUUCCCCUCUCUCCUUCUAUAUCUUCUAUUUCAUUUCUUCAACUCAAACACAUCAUCAUCACCAAUCAUCAUCAUCACCAAUCAUCAUCAUCAUUAUUCCCCUUCAUUUCUCUCUUCCAUCACCAUUUCUUACUUCUCAUUCUAAGUUUGUUCAUGGAGAAGAAUAAAUUCUUCUUCUCCUUGUUCUUCCUUUUGUUUCUGCUAGCUCAGUUUGCUUCAUGCCAGAGAUGGGAUGGUGUCAUUGUAACACAAUCGGAUUACAAAUCUCUCCGAGCUAUAAAGAACGAGCUCAUCGACUUUAAAGGGUUUUUACGCAGCUGGAACGAUAGCGGAUAUGGAGUUUGUUCUGGCGGAUGGGCCGGUAUCAAAUGUGUUAAAGGACAAGUUAUUGCUAUACAACUUCCAUGGAGGGGUAUUGGUGGUAAAAUCUCUGAAAAUAUUGGUCAGCUUAAAGCUCUUAGAAAAAUUAGUCUCCAUGACAAUGUUCUUUCUGGGACUAUCCCUUUAUCUCUAGGUUUCCUUACUGAGCUUAGAGGUGUUUAUCUUUUCAACAACCGCCUUUCGGGUUCUAUUCCUGCUUCCAUUGCUAAUUGUUCUAGUCUUCAGGGUCUUGAUGUUAGUAAUAAUUUACUUACUGGUGUAAUUCCUCCUGCUUUAGCUAAUUCUAAUAGAUUAUAUAGGCUUAACUUGAGUUUUAAUUCUUUAAGUGGUGCAAUUCCUUCUGGUUUAACUCGUUCGCCUUCUAUUACUUUUCUUGCUUUGCAACACAACAAUCUUUCUGGUUCUAUACCAGAUUCUUGGGAUAAGUCUUACCAACUUCAGGUUUUGUCACUUGAUCAUAAUUUUCUAACUGGUAAAAUUCCGGUGAGUUUUCGCCAUUUGGAUUCUCUUAGAGACCUUUCUUUGAGUCAUAAUCAGAUUUCUGGUAACAUUCCUAGUGAACUAGGUAAGCUUUCAGGUUUACUAAAGCUUGAUUUUUCAAAUAAUGCUAUUAAUGGAAGCUUACCCUCUAGCUUUGCCAAUCUUUCCUCUUUAGUCUCAUUGAAUUUGCAGAGUAAUCACCUUGACAGCCAAAUCCCAGAUAUUUUUGACAGAUUUCAUAAUCUUUCUGCGCUUAACCUUAAAAACAAUCAGUUUAAAGGUCCUAUUCCAGCAAGUAUUGGAAACAUUUCUAGUGUCAGUCUAAUUGAUUUAUCACAAAAUAAUUUUACUGGAGAAAUUCCAGCUUCAAUUGCUGGUCUAGCCAAUCUUACUUCUUUUAAUGUUUCUUAUAAUAAUCUAUCUGGUUCUGUUCCUUCUUUGCUCUCUAAAAAGUUCAAUUCAAGCUCUUUUGUGGGGAAUCUUCAGCUAUGCGGCUUCAGCGGUUCGACUCCAUGUGCUUCGCCGCCGCCUGUUAUUCAACGGUCUCCAACAAUGUUAGGGCCAAUAAAGCUUCAUCACAAGAAGAAGCUUAGCACUAGGGACAUUAUUCUUAUAGCAGCUGGUGCCUUAUUAGGAUUACUGCUUUUACUUUGCUGCAUUCUGAUAUGUUGUUUGAUGAGGAGAAGAGCUGCUCGAAAGCGCAAUGAUGGUAAAACUGCUGCUGUUGGGAGGACAGACAAGGCAGGAGGAGGGUCUGCAGAAGCCGAAUCAGGCGGCGAAAUGGGUGGAAAGCUAGUUCAUUUUGAUGGUCCAUUUGUGUUUACUGCUGAUGAUUUAUUGUGUGCAACUGCAGAAAUAAUGGGAAAAAGCACUUAUGGAACUGCAUACAAGGCCACUCUAGAGGAUGGGAAUCAUGUAGCUGUGAAAAGGCUGCGAGAAAAGACUACGAAGGGGCUGAAGGAAUUCGAAUCCGAGGCGGCUUCACUCGGGGCGAUUCGUCAUCCGAAUUUGUUGGCGUUACGAGCCUAUUACUUAGGACCUAAAGGAGAGAAGCUUCUUGUUUUUGACUACAUGCCUAAAGGGAGUCUUGCAUCAUUUCUUCACGCUCGUGGACCGGAGAUAGUCAUCGAUUGGCCAACAAGGAUGAACAUAGCCAUCGGAAUCUCGAGAGGAUUGAGCUACCUUCAUACGGACGAGAAUAUAGUCCAUGGAAACUUGACAUCAAGCAACAUACUACUAGAUGAGCAAACCAAUGCUCACAUUGCAGACUAUGGUCUUUCCAAGCUGAUGACACCUUCAGCCAACACCAACAUCAUUGCUACAGCAGGAGCACUUGGAUAUCGCGCGCCAGAACUACCAAAGCUGAAGAAUUCCAACACAAAGAGUGAUGUUUACAGUUUAGGAGUGAUAAUUCUCGAGCUAUUGACAGGGAAAUCACCCGGCGAGCCGACGAAUGGCAUGGAUUUGCCACAGUGGGUAGCAUCCAUAGUGAAAGAGGAAUGGACUAAUGAAGUAUUUGAUUUGGAACUUAUGAAAGACGCAGCUGCUAUAAGCGAUGAGUUGCUUAAUACCUUGAAAUUGGCUCUGCAUUGCGUUGAUCCAUCGCCGUCAGCUCGUCCUGAAGCUGAACAAGUUGUUCAGCAGCUAGAGGAAAUUAAGCCUGACCUUGCUGCUGCCAGUUCUGCUGAUGAAGGAGCCAAAAUCCCACCACCAACAAGUGAAUAGAAAGAAAGAGUUUUGGGUUGGUUUUACUUGAAUUUUUACCACACAGUUUAUAGAAGCAUAGUUAUCAGAUUCUUUGAUUCAUAUUAUUUAUAUGUAAGUAUGUAUACAUUAGCGUGGGGUUGAUUUAGAGUAUAUUCUUUUUUGUCUUGAACAAUAAUAAAUGUAAUUCAUAGUCAAGAGUAAACAAUAUGAAAUUACAGCAACAUUUUGAUUGUCCUAAUUUGUAUUCAGAUUUGGUUAAAUUACCUUAUUUUGGUUCAGUGAGAUCUAAGAGGAGUUGUUUUCUGGUUA